This is a messenger RNA of Symbiodinium necroappetens, 1449 nucleotides long. The record is from the annotation of a GenBank genome assembly. Lineage: Eukaryota; Dinophyceae; Suessiales; Symbiodiniaceae.
AUGGCCGAGAAGUUUGACUUCCUCAUUGUUGGAGUUCCGCUUUCCCCGAUCCACAAUUGCAUCUCCAUCGGGCAGGAGCUCUGCCUCAGGGGGCACAAUGUCACUGUCAUCAGCUUUGCAGAACGAGGACGGCAGAAGGUGGCGAAGUAUGCUUCGAGUUGCAAACUGAAUUACAUCAGCCUCGGCGAGCUUCCGGUGAGUGAUGACAAGGAGGAGGAACUGGCGCGGCAGAUGCUUUCCUCGAACAACACUCUGCGCCAGACGCCUUUCAUGGUCAAGAACAUGAUGAAGCCCUACUUCGAUCCAUUGAAAGACGGCGUGGCGAAGCUGCUCAAGAGCGGGGAGGUGAAGCCGUCCUUCGCUCUCCUCGCACUUCCCUUCGGUGCUGUGGGCCGUGAGCUGCAGGCCUACGGUAUCGACUUUGCAGUGAACGUGCCAACAAUCCUCAUUCCACCAAUCAGCCCGUGGGUGAAUUCCUUUAUACCGAUGCCGAUUCACCUGGUGAAUCCGCACAACAUGACCUUCCUGGACAGGCUUCUUGUGAUCGGAAGCAACUCUCUGAUGAACUUUGGACGGCACCUGGGAGCGGCUGCAGGCUUUCAGUUUUCCUUCAUGCCGGAUCUCAGCCCGGAGAUGUGGAGGGGGCAUCUGACAUUCGUGAACAGCAUCCCGGGUUUUGACUACCCGCAGCUACUGCCACCUUUGGUGCAGUACACAGGCCCGGUCGUUGAUGUGAAAAAGAUGGAGCCCUUCCCAGAAGAAGUGGAGUCUUGGUUAGAGGCUGUACCUGAUGGCAUGCCGGUGGUCUAUGUGAGCUUUGGAACAGUGGUGCGGCUGACUCCCGAGAGGGUGGCUGCGAUGCUCUCCACCCUCACGUCUACCGAGUACUUCACACUGUGGGCCCUGCCCAAACCACAGCAGGUCCACUUGCCAGAUGCACUACCCUCGAGCGUGAUGAUCCACCAUUGGGUCCCAACGGUGCGGUCGCUGGCGCACCCAAAGGUGAAGGCCUUCGUGUCCCACUGUGGAGGAAACUCGGCUGUCGAGUGCAUGGCCAUGGGCAAGCCGCUGGUCGGCUACCCACAGUUUGGAGAUCAGAUGGCCGUUUGUCGGCGAGUUGCAGAUGCGGGCGCAGGGAUCACAGGUCCGCAGGGUGGCUGGGUCCAGGCACAGGAUGUGUCGCACGUCCUUUCGGAGCCUCGCUAUGCCGCACGGGCGAGGACCAUGUCGCGGCUUUUGGAGAAAUUCGGGGGCACGUCCCGAGCCGCCGACCUCCUCGAGCUGGCAGCUGGCGGCGAUUUGGCCCUGCUGAAGACUCCUCUGGAAGGAUCUGCUGGCGCCAGCUUCUUUAUGGCAGGCUAUGACCUUUUCAUUUACGCACAGCUGUUGGCGUUCUUCCUGUUCUACUUGUGCUGCUCAGCAGAAUUGGAGAAUCCAUCAGUAGCCUGA